UUUUUUAAUCAUAUUUCGAAACAAAUGGUCAAACUAUUCAUUGGAAAUUUGCCAGAGAAUAUUGACUCCACUCGUUUAAGAGGUCUUUUUUCACCACACGUGAGGGUACAGGAAUGCGAUGUUUUGAAGAAUUUUGCUUUUGUGCAUGUCGCUAAUGAAAAUGAUGCCGAUAAAGCAAUCAAAAAAUUUGAUAAGUUCAGAUUUAUGGGCAGAGAACUUCAUGUAGAGCGUUCAACUUCUCGUCUAAGAAAACAACCUGGAAUGAGUGAUAAAUGUUUUACCUGUGGCGCUGAAGAACACAAAACCUCCCAAUGUCCAGGAAAUCCAAAUAGGAAGCGAAACAUGAAUUCAAAUAACGGUGGACACAAAUCUAAUAAAAAGCCCAGACCAUUAAUGUUUGACAAGCCGCCUCUACGACAAUUUCCUCGUCAGCCACCUUUGAAUAAUUUAAAUUUCCCACCAUUACAACACAACCAACAACAUUUUCCACCAUUAAUGCAUCAACAACCUCCAUUACCACAACAAUCUUUACAACAGCAACAACAAUCCUGUUGGGGUUAUAAAAUGGGCAGUGGAGGUGGUGAAAAUGAUCCUGAAUUGCCAUGCCCUCACAAUCCGGAACUUCAAAAACUUUACGAACAAUACAAAGACUCGCGAACUCGUUAUUUCUUUUAUCGAGAACAAUUAUUAAAAGAAUUGCGUUUACAACCACCCCAACAACAACAACAAAUUUUACAAAAUGACCAACACUCACAACCACCGCAAAAUUUAAAUAAAAUUAGUGGAGGAACAGUUAAUAAUAAUGAUCAACAAUCAGUUAUACGUGUUGAUUUGACACAACUUCUUCAACCAAAAAAGGAGCCUGAUACAUUGCCACCAUUACCAACAUCAUUAUUUCAACAACAACCACCACCAACAGAACAUAAACAACAACAAAAACAACAACAUUAUUUUAAUAUUCCCCCACAACAACAAAAUCCAUCAAUUUUAACUAAUCCCCCUCCAUUACAAAUAAAUUCAAUUUAUUCAAAUUCUUUACCUUCAAUUACUUCAAAUAGUAAUUCACAACAACAAUUAUUAGAAAGUGGUGGAGUAGGAGGAUUAAAUUUUUCUGUUUCCGCUCCACAAUCUUUUCAGUCCCAACAACCUGCUUAUUUUUCGUCUGGAACAGAGCGCAUAGGCGCACCGUCAACUUCAGGUUAUCAAAACACCUAUAAUGCAUUACCAACAAAUUAUAAUACAAAUAUUACAACAACAAAUUUGUCAAUGGGGCUAACUGGACAGCAGCCACAAACUUCUAAUUUAACAGCAACAAUAAAGCAACCAACGCCGUUGGCAUCGAUUCAACCAUUCCGUUUCAAUUAA
Messenger RNA from Meloidogyne enterolobii, 1365 nucleotides. The record is from the annotation of a GenBank genome assembly. NCBI's taxonomy places the organism in Eukaryota, Metazoa, Nematoda, Chromadorea, Rhabditida, Meloidogynidae.